GGGCCGUGCCGGAGCCGUGCCGGGCUGGGCUGGGCACGGCGGAGCGCUCCCGCGGCGGGCACGGCAGCAGCGCAGCCCCUUCCCAGCCCAGCGCCCCGUGGCCGAAGGGACCGCGGCCACCGCGGCCACCCCGCGCCGCCCCGGCCAUGAGGUCGGGCCGGAGAGACGCCACCUGUGCGGGGAGGUGAGCGGAGCCCCGGAGCCUUCCUCCUACCCCCGGGCAGCCACAGCGGCGGGGAAGCGCAGGGGGGUGGAGGAAGGAAAAGGGAUAUUUUUUGUUUUAUUAUAUAUCGAUCUAUUUUUGCCGCGAUCAAUCCCGAUCCCGCAACUGAAGCCCCCGGAGGGAGAAGUGCUGCGCGCUGUGAUGCGUCUUCCUCUCGCCUCGGCUGCCAGUUUGGAUUGUAGCGCCCGGCUCCGUGCACUGCGAGGAUGGCUCGGUUUGGGGAUGAUCUGCCAACCCGCUAUGGAGGUGGAGGGCCGGCCGGGGCUGGAAGAGGGAGCAGCCGGCAAGGUGGCCCCCAAGCCGGCCAAAGGAUGUAUAAACAGUCGAUGGCUCAGAGAGCCAGGACUAUGGCUCUCUACAACCCCAUCCCUGUCAAACAGAACUGCUUCACAGUCAACAGAUCCCUCUUCAUCUUCAGUGAAGAUAAUGUUAUACGGAAAUACGCCAAGCGAAUAACAGAGUGGCCUCCAUUUGAAUACAUGAUUUUAGCUACAAUCAUAGCCAAUUGUAUUGUGCUGGCUCUGGAACAACAUUUGCCGGAUGGAGACAAGACACCGAUGUCAGAGAGACUGGAUGACACUGAGCCGUACUUUAUUGGAAUAUUUUGUUUUGAAGCUGGUAUCAAAAUCAUCGCUCUGGGCUUUGUUUUUCACAAAGGCUCUUACCUGCGCAACGGCUGGAACGUGAUGGAUUUUGUCGUGGUCCUCACUGGGAUUCUGGCCACGGCUGGGACGGAUUUUGACCUGCGGACCCUGCGAGCCGUGCGGGUGCUGCGGCCGCUGAAGCUCGUGUCAGGAAUCCCAAGCCUGCAGGUUGUCCUCAAGUCCAUCAUGAAGGCCAUGGUGCCCUUGCUGCAGAUUGGGCUGCUCCUCUUCUUCGCCAUCGUGAUGUUCGCCAUCAUUGGGCUGGAGUUUUACAUGGGCAAGUUCCACAAAACCUGCUUUUCCAACGAGACAGGUGAGGAGGUGGGGGAUUUUCCCUGUGGAGAGGAGCCUCCUGCCAGGCAGUGUGAGAGCGGGACCACGUGCAGGGAGUACUGGCAGGGCCCCAACUAUGGCAUCACCAACUUUGACAACAUCCUCUUCGCCGUGCUCACCGUCUUCCAGUGCAUCACCAUGGAGGGCUGGACCGACAUCCUCUACAACACAAAUGACGCUGCAGGAAACACCUGGAAUUGGCUUUACUUCAUCCCUCUCAUCAUCAUUGGCUCUUUCUUCAUGCUCAACUUGGUGCUGGGCGUCCUAUCAGGUGAAUUUGCCAAGGAGCGAGAGCGGGUGGAGAACCGCCGGGCGUUCCUGAAGCUCCGCAGGCAGCAGCAGAUCGAGCGCGAGCUCAACGGAUACCUGGAGUGGAUCUUCAAAGCAGAGGAGGUGAUGCUGGCCGAGGAGGACAAGAACGCCGAAGAGAAGUCCCCUUUGGACGGGAGGGCCGCCUCGGAAGGGCCGAUUCCUCAAGGCACGGCGCCGGCAGAGACUGGCAGCGGCAGCAGCUACAACAUGUUGAAAAGAGCCGCAAUAAAGAAGAGCAAAAAUGACCUGAUUCAUGCAGAAGAAGGUGAGGACCAUUUCACAGACAUUUGCUCCGUUGGGUCUCCCUUUGCCCGUGCCAGUUUGAAGAGUGGGAAGAACGAGAGCUCAUCCUACUUCAGGAGGAAGGAGAAGAUGUUCCGCUUCUUCAUCCGCCGCAUGGUGAAGGCUCAGAGCUUCUACUGGGUGGUGCUCUGCGUGGUGGCCCUCAACACCCUCUGUGUGGCCAUGGUGCACUAUGACCAGCCCGAGAAGCUGACCACUGCUCUCUAUUUCGCAGAGUUUGUUUUCCUGGGGCUGUUCCUCACUGAGAUGUCUCUGAAGAUGUAUGGGCUGGGGCCAAGGAAUUACUUCCACUCUUCAUUCAACUGCUUUGACUUUGGGGUGAUCGUGGGCAGUAUCUUUGAGGUGAUUUGGGCUGCAGUGAAGCCGGGCACCUCCUUUGGCAUCAGCGUCCUGCGCGCCCUGCGGCUGCUGAGGAUCUUCAAAGUGACCAAGUACUGGAAUUCCCUGAGGAAUCUGGUGGUCUCCUUGCUGAACUCCAUGAAGUCCAUCAUCAGUUUGCUUUUCCUGCUGUUCUUGUUCAUUGUGGUCUUUGCUUUGCUGGGGAUGCAGCUCUUCGGAGGGCAGUUCAAUUUCCAAGAUGAAACUCCAACCACGAAUUUCGAUACCUUCCCUGCUGCCAUCCUCACAGUCUUCCAGAUCCUGACGGGCGAGGACUGGAACGCUGUGAUGUACCACGGGAUAGAGUCGCAGGGCGGCGUCCAUUCCGGAAUGUUCUCCUCCAUCUACUUCAUCGUGCUCACGCUGUUUGGUAACUAUACUCUCCUGAACGUGUUCUUGGCCAUCGCUGUGGACAACCUGGCCAACGCCCAGGAGCUGACCAAGGACGAGGAGGAGAUGGAGGAAGCCACCAACCAGAAGCUGGCCCUGCAGAAGGCCAAGGAGGUGGCUGAAGUGAGCCCCAUGUCAGCAGCCAACAUCUCCAUAGCUGCUUUUGUAAAGCAAACUCGAGGUACUGUAUCUCGCAGCUCGUCAGUCUCCAGCGUAAAUUCACCCAAGCAGCAGAAUUCCUCCAAAUCCAAGUCGGUUUGGGAGCAGAGGACGAGCCAGAUCCGGAUGCACAACUUCCGAGCCAGCUGCGAGGCGCUGUACAACGAGCUGGACCCCGAGGAGCGCGUCCGCUACGCCACCACCCUGCACAUCCGUCCCGACAUGAAAACCCACCUGGACCGGCCGCUGGUCGUGGAGCCCCGCAGCGAGGGCAGGAACAACCUCACCAAGCUGAGCCCCGUGGAUGUCCAGGAGGUGGUGGAGCACCCCAAACCCACCUCUGCCGAUGGGGCAGAAGCGCCAAGGAAGCACCACCGGCAUCGGGAGAAGGAGAAGCUGGGAGAGCAGGAGAAGGGAGAUGUCACCAAGGAGGAGAGCGGCGAAGCCGGGGCUGGCACCAAGGAGGAGCGGCACCGGCAGCACCGGAGCCGCAGCAAGGAGGUGGAAGGGGGCAGCAAGGAAGGGAAGAGCGACCGUAGCAGGGGGCAGGAAGGGGGCAAGAGGCACCACCGGCGGGGCUCGGUGGACGAAGGGGGUGAGAAGGAGCACCGCAGGCACCGCAGCCACCGGCACUCCUCCGACCGGCCCAGCAAGGAGGGCAACGGCACCGCCAACGGCGCCCGCGGCGAGCGGCGCUCCCGGCACCGCGGAGGGUCCCGCUCCGGGAACAGGGAUGGAGAGCCCGGCACCAAGGGCGACAGCGGAGAGGAGCCCCACCGGCGGCACCGGCUCAGGAACAGGGCCCUGUCCACCUACGAGUCCGUGGAGAAGGACAGCGGGGAGAAGGAGGGGGAGGCUGGCGAGAAGGAGCACCGCAAUCACCAGCCCAAGGAGAACCAGUGUGAGCUGGAGGCCAGUGGCAGUGGCAGUGGCCCUGGCAGUGUCCCUGUGCACACCCUGCCCAGCACUUACCUGCAGAAGGUGCCUGAGCAGCCGGAGGAUGCCGACAACCAGAAGAACGUGACCAGGAUGAUUCAGCCCCCCCUGGACAAAACCACCACUGUGAACAUCCCUGUCACCAUCACUGCCCCUCCAGGGGAAACCACUGUCAUCCCAAUGAACAACGUGGAGUUUGAAAGCAAAACGGAGGAGAAGAAAGACGUCGAUGACCUGACCAAAAAUGGGCCUAAACCAAUCCUGCCUUACAGCUCCAUGUUCAUCCUCAGCCCCACAAACCCGAUCCGCCGCCUGUUCCACUACAUCGUCAACCUGCGCUACUUCGAGAUGGUGAUCCUGAUCGUCAUCGCCCUCAGCAGCAUCGCCCUGGCUGCAGAGGACCCUGUGCAGGCUGAGUCUCCCAGGAACGACGCUCUGAAAUACCUGGAUUAUAUAUUUACAGGAGUCUUCACCUUUGAGAUGGUGAUCAAGAUGAUUGACCUGGGGCUGCUGCUCCACCCUGGCUCCUACUUCCGUGACCUGUGGAACAUUCUGGACUUCAUUGUGGUCAGUGGGGCCCUGGUGGCUUUUGCCUUCUCAGGAACCAAAGGCAAGGACAUCAACACCAUCAAGUCCCUGCGAGUCCUGCGUGUGCUCAGGCCUCUGAAAACCAUAAAACGGCUGCCAAAACUAAAGGCUGUCUUUGACUGCGUGGUGAACUCCCUGAAGAACGUCCUCAACAUCCUCAUUGUUUACAUGCUCUUCAUGUUCAUCUUCGCUGUCAUCGCCGUGCAGCUCUUCAAGGGCCGCUUCUUCUACUGCACGGACGAGUCCAAGGAGCUGGAGAAGGACUGCAGGGGCCAGUACCUCGAUUAUGAAAAAAAUGAGGUGGAAGCACAGCCCAGGGAAUGGAAAAAAUACGAGUUCCACUACGACAAUGUGCUCUGGGCUCUGCUCACGCUCUUCACCGUGUCCACAGGGGAAGGGUGGCCAACUGUGCUGAAGCACUCGGUGGAUGCCACCUACGAGGAACAGGGGCCCAGCCCUGGCUACAGGAUGGAAAUGUCCAUCUUUUACGUGGUGUAUUUUGUUGUCUUCCCUUUUUUCUUUGUCAACAUCUUUGUGGCGUUAAUCAUCAUCACCUUCCAGGAGCAAGGAGAUAAAGUGAUGUCAGAGUGCAGCCUCGAGAAAAACGAGAGGGCCUGCAUAGACUUUGCCAUAAGUGCCAAGCCCCUGACCCGCUACAUGCCUCAGAACAAGCAAUCCUUCCAGUACAAGAUGUGGAAAUUCGUGGUGUCCCCUCCCUUUGAGUACUUUAUCAUGGUCAUGAUUGCUCUCAACACCAUCGUCCUCAUGAUGAAGUUCUAUGAUGCUCCAGAAGCAUACGAAGAAAUGCUGAAAUGCCUGAAUAUUGUGUUUACAUCCAUGUUUUCCAUGGAAUGUGUGCUGAAGAUCAUUGCCUUUGGUGUGCUGAAUUAUUUCCGAGAUGCCUGGAAUGUCUUUGAUUUUGUAACAGUGUUGGGAAGUAUUACUGAUAUUUUAGUAACAGAGAUUGCGGACAACUUCAUCAACCUCAGCUUCCUGCGGCUCUUCCGGGCAGCCAGGCUCAUCAAGCUCCUCCGCCAGGGCUACACCAUCCGCAUCCUGCUCUGGACAUUCGUGCAGUCCUUCAAGGCCUUGCCUUAUGUGUGUCUCCUCAUUGCAAUGCUCUUCUUCAUCUAUGCCAUUAUUGGCAUGCAGGUAUUUGGGAACAUUGCCUUAGAUGAUGAAACCUCCAUUAAUCGGCACAACAACUUCCGCACCUUCCUCCAAGCCCUGAUGCUCCUGUUCAGGAGCGCCACGGGGGAAGCCUGGCAUGAGAUCAUGUUGUCCUGCUUGAGCAACAGAGCCUGUGACCCCCUCUCUGGCCUCACCAAAAAGGAAUGUGGCAGUGAUUUUGCCUAUUUCUACUUUGUGUCCUUCAUUUUCCUCUGUUCCUUCCUGAUGCUGAACCUGUUCGUGGCAGUGAUCAUGGACAAUUUCGAGUACCUGACCCGGGACUCCUCCAUCCUCGGCCCGCACCACCUGGACGAGUUCGUGCGGGUGUGGGCGGAGUACGACCCGGCAGCCUGCGGGCGCAUCAGUUACACAGACAUGUAUGAGAUGCUGAGACACAUGUCCCCACCUCUAGGCCUUGGGAAGAAAUGCCCAGCUCGUGUUGCCUAUAAGCGCCUGGUGAGGAUGAACAUGCCCAUCUCCCCUGAGGAUUUAACUGUGCACUUCACCUCCACGCUGAUGGCCCUGAUCCGCACGGCCCUGGAGAUCAAACUGGCCUCAGGAGGUGUGAAGCAGCACCAGUGUGAUGCUGAGCUGAGGAAGGAGAUCUCGCUGGUCUGGCCCAACCUGUCCCAGAAGACUCUGGAUUUGCUGGUGCCUCCUCACAAACCUGAUGAAAUGACUGUGGGGAAGGUCUACGCAGCCCUGAUGAUAUUUGACUUCUACAAGCAGAAUAAGAACAGCAGGGAGCAAGUCCAGCCCCCCGGGGGCCUGUGCCAGCCCGGGCCAGUGUCCCUGUUCCACCCCUUGAAGGCCACCCUGGAGCAGACGCAGCCCACGGCCUUCAGCAACGCCAAGGCCUUCCUGCGCCAGAAGAGCUCGGCCUCCCUCAACAACGGGGGAGCCCUGCCACCUCCAGAGGGAGGGAUCAAAGAGUCCAGUUCCUGGGGGACCCAGCGCACCCAGGACGUGUUCUAUGAAACCAGGAGCCCAGCUUUUGAGCGAGGCCACUCUGAGGAGAUCCCCAUUGAGAGGGUGGUAGAAAUGAAGGAGAUCAGCCCCACAGUUGCCAACGGAGAGCCCCAGCCAGGCCUGGAGAGCCAGGGCCGUGCAGCCUCCAUGCCACGCCUGGCUGCUGAAACCCAGAGGAGCAAAGCACGGUCACCUGGGAGUUACCUGGCACCCAUCCCGGACACGAGCCCCAUGAAGCGCUCGGUCUCCACGCUGGCCCCGCAGCGCCCUCACGCCAUGCACCUCUACGAGUACUCCCUGGAGCGCAUGCCACCAGAGCAGGGCCACCACCACCACCACCACCGCUGCCACCGGCGCAAGGAGAAGAAGCAGAAGUCCUUGGAUAGGGCCGCCCAUCACAUGGCUGAUGGACAAGCUGUAGCCCAGUCUGGAGAGUCUUCUUCCAAGGACAAGAAGCAGGAGCGUGGCCGCUCCCAGGAGAGGAAGCAGCACUCCUCCUCCUCCUCUGAAAAGCAGCGCUUCUACUCCUGUGACCGCUACGGCAGCCGGGACCGUGCCCAGCCCAAAUCUGCUGACCAGAGCAGGCCCACCUCGCCCAACGGGGGCCCAGAGCACGGCCCACACAGACAGGGCAGUGGUUCAGUUAAUGGGAGCCCCUUGCUGUCGACAUCUGGUGCUAGUACCCCCUGCCGGGGUCGGAGGCAGCUCCCACAGACUCCACUGACCCCACGCCCCAGCAUCACUUACAAGACCGCUAACUCCUCGCCCGUGCACUUCACCACUUUCCAAACCCCCACGUUCUCCCCGGGCCGCCUGAGCCGCGGGCUGUCCGAGCACAACGCGCUGCUGCGGGGGGAGCAGCAGCCGCCCCCGCCCGCCGUGGCCCGCAUCGGCUCCGACCCCUACCUGGGCCACCGCGACGAUGCCACCGCCGACAGCCCGCAGCGCGCCGCGCCCGAGGACACGCUCACCUUCGAGGAGGCCGUGGCCACCAACUCGGGCCGCUCCUCAAGGACUUCCUACGUCUCCUCGCUGACCUCGCAGUCGCACCAAAUCCGCCGCGUGCCCAACGGGUACCACUACACGCUGGGGCUCAACACGGGCCCCGGCGCCAGAGGACGCAGUUACUACCACGAAGCCGAUGAGGAUGACUGGUGCUAGCGGCUCGGCGGAACCCUGCGAGGUGUGCGUGCUUAAUAAGGAUGAGUUUUAUCAUCUGGAGGGCUGGGAGCUCCCGUGGGGGCCCGGGGCCGGAGGCGGCCAGCAGGGCAGCCCUGAGGACUGCUCAGCGCCCGGGGCCGGAGAUGCCCCUGCAGCCUCUCUCUCCUCUGUUGUUCUUUAGUUUUUUCCUUUUUGAUCUGUUUUUUUUUUUGCACUAGACAGAUGGAGGAAGAAGGCUCCCUCCUUCUGGGGAAGGCAGCAGGAGGAGCACAUCCCUCACUGCCCCCUCCCCACUGCCUUGUCUAGUCCCGAGACACGCACCAGGCGCCAACCCGGCUGCGGAGGCCAGGAGCCGGGAGAAGAGCGAUCCUCACCUUCCACGGUGGAAAAGCAGAACUGUGGGUCCUUCUCAUGAUUGGCGCAGUUUUGUUGGGCUAUUUCUUAAUUAAUUUACCAUCAUAAUUCCCCCCCGCCAGGGUGGGAGCCGGGGGUCGCAAAGGGACUCGCGCGAACAACGCUCGCCCCCCGCGUUUUGUCUCGUUGAGCGCUGAGAAGGAAGAGAUGCACCCAAGAAACUGGGAGAGGAGAAACACAGCCCAGAACAAAGGACAGUCCUUUGGGACUUGAUGUUCAGCCACUGCAAUCCUUUAGGGCAGAGCUGGUGCCGCCCCCGAGCUGACCCUGCUGUGACACCACUGACCUGGGGGUCUCUAAUGUCACUCACCACAUUGGGUCCUUCACACUGACACACGGUAAAGCCACAAGAGAGCUCCUUUGUAAGGACUGUUUCCUUGCUGCUGAGACUUUUCAAUCCAUCCCUCUCUCCUGUUGACUGCAACACACCCUCACUGUUUUGUCUUGUUUACAAUAUAAGCUUGAUUUAGCAAAAAACAACUUAAAAAAAAAAAGUCCACAAAAAAAAGAACAACCCAAACAAAAAGAGGAAAAAAAAAAGCAUAGGGUUGAGAAGAAGAAAUGUUAUUGGUUUUAUAUCAAGCUAUUAGAUAGAACUUUAACUUUUCAUUGUGUGCAUUUUUGUAAAUUGUACAGUAAAAAAAAAACCAAAAAAAAAAAGAAAAAAAUUUCCUCUUUCUGUAGAGAAUUAGUCCAAUUGUCAUUCCAGGUCCCACCGUUUCUACCGAAUGCUCCAGUUGUUCACUACUAAGUGCCUAACCUUUGAAAUCUUUCACAGUGACGAUGCAACCUCUUGCUUCGAGGCAUCAGAGCUUGGGCGAGCGUGGGGAGGGCAGAGGGUGUGGGGCCGAGCAGCCGGAGCUUGGAGGGGCCCUGGGGGCACUGUGUCCCAGGCUGGGAGCUUCCAGUGGGGAAGGCAAACGUGCUUUGGGCUUGGUUUGGGUUUGGUUGGCCUUUUAUUUUAUUUUAUUUUAUUUUUGGUUAGAAUAUAGAAAUAUAAAUAUAUAUAUAUAUAGAUAUACUUUUAUGGGUGAGAGGGGAGUGAUUGCAGCAAACAAAGCCGGCCUUGUCUCAUUGCCCAGUGGAGGAAAUGCAGGUGGGAAAGGGCAGCAUCUGCAGGGGUGCUCCUGGAGGAGGAGCAGCAUCUCCCACAGGCCAGCUGAGAGAGCUCUGGCCGUGCAUCACUGGUGUGGAGGGCAGUUGGAGUGAGUUUGUUUUUAUUGCCUGAUAGGAGAAGGUUUAAAAAAAAAAGUGAUGAUAAUAAUAAUAAUAAUAAUCCAAACCUCUAACUCUGAUUCUCAGGGAUGAGAUUUCUGCGUUCUUGCAACGACUUUUGUGUUGGCUGGUUUCUUUCUUUUGUGCCCGUGUGGAUUCCUGCACUGUGAGCCUGGGAAAAGGGCAAACACGCUGUGCUGGCGGGGAGGGAGGCUGGGGCAAAGCCCAGCCAGGACCUCCUGCCCAGGGCUCUGCUGAGCCCUUGUAGGGCUGGUUUGGGGCACAGGGCAGCCAGAGGACGUGGAGAGGUUAAAAGGUGAAAGGAGGAAGGGUGGGAGGUGCUGAGCACAUCCCUAAAAGCGCCACUAGGAUAGAGGAUAGGGUUGGAGAGGUGAAUUUUUUCAGAGGAUCUACCAGGCCCCAGACCUGUGGAACUUCUCCAGGCGCAGCGGUCGCGCGGGGUGGGUGGAAAUCCCGCUGGCCCUGGUGAUCUGUUCUGUCCCUGGGUUGCUUGGAGGGGAUCAGAUGCCACCAAAACGCUCAGGAGGUCUCUCAUGCUCUCAGCAAAGUCUGUCAGCCUCAGGCAGGAGCAGUCUGCUCUAGGGUGGUUCUUCACAUCUCCUGUAGCUCUUCUCUUGAGGAAACUCAACCCGGUUUUGUUCCCUCCGGUGUUUUGUUUUAAUUUCGUUCUGUUCAGUAGCAAUCUCUGGCCGAUCUCAUCCCUGGAUUCUGCUAAAGGAUAACUCCUGUCUGUAUCUCUGUCUCUGUACUCGUGUGCACUCGGAAUAAAGGCAGUGUGGUAGCCAGAGGUCACGGCUGGCAUUCCUGGCAUUCCCAAACGGAGGGCUAUGCAACCAGAUGACACGUCCGGACACACACCCACCCCACCACCACUCCAAGACCUUCAUCCAUCUGUAGCUUUAGCUGCUGGAUUUUCCUGUUUCAGGCUUCAGCACGAUUGUGACCAAAUGUUUUAUACAUUUUCCUGAAAUGAAGGCACAAACACCUUAUUUGAAAUUUUCCAAGGGAACGUUCCUAUUUUACUCCAGGAAGUCGAGGGGAAGGGACAACACCAUCUCUGCCCGUGCAUGCAAACACUGUACCCACACUGGAAAGCAACAGAGAUGUCUUUCUGUAUGGAAUAAUUCUGUCUUUUCCCCCUUUUCCUCUCCCAUUUUCCAUCCCCAACCCCCCAGCCCUGCACUAACACAGCUUUGGGUCACCCCAAUUCAUAGGCAGAACACGAAGAAGAAUCUCAAGUUGUCCAAAUCCUCCACCCGCCUCGUAGGGGUCGAUGACAGUGACAGACAAGCCUGACCACAAUUAUCCAUAACCCUUUCCUGACAUUUUUUUACAGCCUCUCUGCUGUCUCUCCAUCUUUCCAAGAAUCCUCAUAGUGAGUUGCCAAACUUGAAUUGCACCGAUCAGUUUUCUGCAUCCAGAACCAGUCUCGUAGUGGCUGUACUUUGAAUAAGUAAUGUUUGCAUGUAAUAUAUAUACAUAUAUACAUAUCUAUAAAAAGUAUGUGCAUGGAAAAUGUUUAUCUUCGUACUUUUUUGAUACAAUGUAUUCAUCAGUUGUUAAUUUUUAAUUAUAUUUGAUAUAAAUUUGGGGGUUUGUUGCAAAACUUUAUAUUUAAAAAACAGUGUGAAAAACGAUCAAAGUUCCAACCAUGCAACACAAGUGGAACUUUACCCAAAAAAAAAUAAGGGAGAAAAAAAUUGAGAAAAAAAAAAGGUUCUGUGAUUGCCUAGUUUGCUGCCUGAGUAAUAUUUAUCAGCCAAACUUUGAAUUCUGCAGUUGUUUCUACAAUUCCAUUUUGUAUGAAGCAAAGUCCUUGAAUUAAAAUAAAAACUUAGCAAAAAAAAAACCAACCUGA
Messenger RNA from Zonotrichia leucophrys gambelii, 11074 nucleotides. It is a transcript of the gene CACNA1B, whose product is annotated as calcium voltage-gated channel subunit alpha1 B. Lineage: Eukaryota; Metazoa; Chordata; Aves; Passeriformes; Passerellidae. The coding region runs from base 430 to 7566 and encodes 2378 amino acids. Gene Ontology annotation, molecular function: calcium ion binding; high voltage-gated calcium channel activity. The transcript is spliced from 49 exons. Gene Ontology annotation, biological process: chemical synaptic transmission; calcium ion import across plasma membrane. The record is from RefSeq and is a predicted model, not a curated record. Gene Ontology annotation, cellular component: neuronal cell body; membrane; voltage-gated calcium channel complex.